UAACUCGUCACAGAUUGGGCGUGUUUCCUCGAGCAUGACAGUCUAGUGCACGCCACACUACUGUAUGAAGCGCUUUUUCCUUUUAAUUUUCCAGUUUUUCUUUUCGUCCGCAACGGGAAAGUGGCCAAUGAAGCUAAUAUGGGGAAUAUCCUUGUCCGUGUAGUGCUUUAUCGUCAUUUCAUCCUCUAGCGUUCCUCCCGUUAAGUGUUUUUCCGCCGGUGUGAACUCACGACAAGUGUUUGCUGCUGAAAAACAAAAUAACAAUGACAAGUGUGAAGGUCUGGGCACUGCUUCUGCUGCCGCUUUCACUGGUCUCACUGGGGACAGCAGACUGUCCGUUUCCUGUUUUUAAUGGCAAAAAUGUUGUCUUGUCAUCGGAAUCCAUACUGAAGAAUAGCUUCCCAGACAAUUCAGAAGCGUUUGUGGAAUGUGCUAAAGGAUAUGUGAGAGAGGAUGGUUCGACUUCCAUCACCUGCCUGAAUGGGAACUGGAGUCCAGUGAAUUUAAUCUGCAAAAAGAUGGACUGUGGACAACCUAAACCUUCACCGCAUAUGAGAUAUAUCAUCUCAGAGGGAACAUUGUUUGGUGCCUACAUAAAAAACGAAUGUGAGAUGGGAUAUGAUCUGGAAGGAUCAAGCUUCAGGCAAUGUCUUGUUUCUGGCUGGAGUGGAAAGGCUAAAUGUAUAUUGACAACAUGCGAUUUGCCUGAUCCAGUUGAACAUGGAAAGAUGGUUCUGCCCAGAAACAUACCCGAGUUUAAUGAUGUCAUUACAUUUUCCUGUGAUGAUAACUACAUCCUUGUUGGAAACGGCUCCAUUACAUGUGGUGAAUACGGCGAUUAUAGUUCACCACCUCCGAAAUGCAUAGUCAUCACAACACCAACAAAAGCAAGCACUACCACAAACAAAGCCACAACAACGGACAUGACAACCGCCUCCACCCGUUCACAUGUCAUCACAACACCAACAAAAGCAAGCACUACCACAAACAAAGCCACAACAAUGGACAUAACAACAGCCUCCACCCGUUCACAUGUCAUCACAACACCAACAAAAGCAAGCACUACCACAAACAAACCCACAACAACAGACAUGACAACAGCCUCCACCCGUUCACAUGGAGGACUAAAAGAAGGGCACACUACUGAUUCCAAGAGUGCUUUGUCGAUUCCCUUUCUGAUUAAAGCUGCCCCGCCGAUUAUAGUUGCCUUGCUGAUUAUAACUGCCCUCUUUGUUGUGUUUUUAGUAUAUCGUCAAUUAAAACACAAAGGUUCAUACAAUACUGGCGAAGAACUGCGGACAAAAGAAGAGUUAUUGCUAAAUCAAAGUGUUUAAACUCAAGGGCAAACAAUCAGACGGCUCCUUUGCUUUAGCAUUAUUCCUGGACACGAAUUCAUUGAAGUUUAAAGUUUUGAAUUUUGUUGUGUUUUAUAAACUAGAUAUCGUAUUUAUUUAUAACUGCUACAAAAUGUUUUGCUUUUUGGAAAUGUAUUAGUUAUUGAUAAAAAACACAAAGUGAUAUUUUUGUAUAUUUGAAUAAAGAAUUUUUAUUUCAUUUUAUUCCGUAAAAUAAUAUUUUAUUA
This is a messenger RNA of Cyprinus carpio (common carp), 1582 nucleotides long. Its product is annotated as complement decay-accelerating factor, GPI-anchored-like. The record is from RefSeq and is a predicted model, not a curated record. Lineage: Eukaryota; Metazoa; Chordata; Actinopteri; Cypriniformes; Cyprinidae.